Molecule: messenger RNA, 7948 nt
Organism: Dendrobium catenatum
Lineage: Eukaryota; Viridiplantae; Streptophyta; Magnoliopsida; Asparagales; Orchidaceae
Exons: 16
Coding region: 107-7468 (2453 amino acids)
Biological process (GO): vacuolar acidification
Cellular component (GO): RAVE complex
Molecular function (GO): protein binding; ATP binding
Source: RefSeq, a predicted model, not a curated record
CCAGACCUUUUGGACAGCGAGCCCAGGCUUGCAGACUUGCAGCAUUCUUCAACUCGUCUUAAAAAUAUGUGGCACAUUGCCGAUCACAGGCGCUCACUGAGACUUCAUGAUUGACGAAGCAGUUUCCCCGCUGGCGAGCGGCGGCGCCUCUGCGUCCGCGGCCUCCGCGGAAGCCGAAGACGUCUCGACGCUCCUUCCUCUCUCGCUACGCAGAUCCCAGCUCAUCCCCCCCGCUCCGAACCGCCGCCGGUCGGCGAUUGACUUCCUUCACGACUUCGGCGGUUCCUCCUGGAUCGCCUAUGGCGCGUCCUCCCUCCUUGUGAUUUCCCACUUCCCUUCCCCUCUGCCAGAGCACGAAAACCUAGUCGGUCCAUUCUUUCGCCAGGUCAUUGAGCCGUCCUCCUGCAGCGCCGUCAACUGGGCAGCUUACGUAAACGCCGUCUCCUGGUGUCCAGUUCGUCCGUCCGAGGGCGAGGUCGCGGCAGCGCAGGGAAACUCCAUUUGGCUCUACGCUCCGCAGCCUGACAGUGAUACAGGUUCAUUCUGUUGGAGUCAGACUGCAGGUGUCAUACACUCUUCCAUUGUAGAAGCAAUUGAAUGGACUGGUUCCGGUGAUGGGCUGAUUGCAGCUGGUAUGGAGGUUGUAUUUUGGAGGAGGAAGGGUAGUUCAUGGGAAAUGUCUUGGAAAUCUGCAGCAGAUGUUCCUCAAGCAAUGGUUUCUGCAACCUGGUCUGCUGAAGGUCCAGUUGCUACAGCAGCAUGUUGGUUGACUUCUGUGGAAAUAGGUGCACAAAAUUUACCUGAAUUGGCUAACGUGGAUUGUAGGCUUGUUUCUGUCUAUCACAGUGACGGAAAAUCCGAAGCAAUAAAGAUACAACUCUGUCAUCCUCAACCUGUUUCUUUGAUUAGGUGGAGACCAUCCACUUUAAUGAAAUUGACAAAAGAUGCUUUGUGCUCAUGGAAGGAUGUGCUGCUUACAUGUUGCUUAGAUGGAACCGUAAGGUUAUGGAGUGAGAUUGAUAAUGGAAAAUCUAGGAAAGUAAGUAAGGAGAUUGAUCAUAAGAUAAGGCAACCUUUUCAAGUUGUUGCAGUUAUUGAGAUAGAACAGUGCUUGAAUGGAACUCUUGGCACAACAAUAUUUAUAGAUUGGGCUGUAGAUAUGGCCAGUGUAAUUUCAAAAUCUGAGGGAGAUUGUCAUUCUUUAUCAUCAGCUAGUUCCAAGCAUGAUCAAAUAGCCUCUUGCGAAUGGCUAAUCAGUGUUGGACCUGUGAACUUGGUUGCUUUAUGGGCCGUCCACUGUCUAGAUGAUGCUACUACUUUUCGUUCUCCAAGAGUGACUUUAUGGUGGAAAAAAAAUCCUGCGGACCUUCGAGCUUUCAACUUCUCUAAUUAUCGGUGUUUGCGUCCUGCAGAAAAACCAGUUUUGGUAAAAGUUGUUGCUAUGAGAAGACAACUGUUUGGUCCACCAUUUGCAUGCUCUUUGCUUCAGUUGCUUCCUGAUAAUUGCAUGACCUGGUGGCAUUUAUAUAAUCCAUCAAUUGAUGAUGCAGAGCACAGUUCCUUAACUCAGGUCAGAAAGGAGAGAUGUCUUUCUCAUUUUACAGCUGGUGUAUUAAAUAUAGAUGGACACUCAGCAAACAUAUUACAAUUAGCUCUCCAUACUUGUUCCCAUGAACUUGAGCUUGCUGUCUCCUUAGACUCUAAUGGUUUUCUUCUCUUCUGGUCCUUUUCUAAACAUUUCAACUGUACCUUGGGCAUGCAAAUGUAUAUUCAUCCUACUUGGAAACUUAUGGGAAAAAUCAGAUCACAAGAUUUAUCUACUAAUUUGCAAUAUUUAACUGUAGGGUGGGCGCCUUUUGUUUUGGAUGAGAAGCCUUUGCUUCUUCUGGGAUAUACUGAUGGCAUUGAUUGUUUCCUGAUUAAUGUCCCAGGGGAAGGAGAGGAUAUAUUAUGUCAUAAAAUCUUCAGUGUAUCGUUUGCUAGUCAUAAUCAUUUAGAAGGGUCACCGGAUCUCAUAUUUGCAACACCUUUAGCUUAUUUUCCCAAAAGUUUUUUGCUUUGUGGAGUAUGGAUGAAGGCAUUGAGGACUUUAUCUUGGAAAAUUGUCCUGCAAUCUGAAGAUUUAACUGGAAGUUCCUGUGAAUUUAGUUCUGAUUCUGAAACAGUUUUAAUGCCUGGAAAUAUGAGUAAAUGGAUAUCACACAGUGGCCGAAGAUAUUCUGCUACCAUUUGUCCAGCCUCAUGGAACUUUCCACACCCACAAAAUUCUAAAACAAUGAUAUGUGUUUCAGUGGUUACUCUCGAUCAUUCUAUAAUCUCCAAUGUUAAUAAUGUGAUUUCUAAUAAUGUUUCAUAUGGAAAUAUUAUUAGUUUAAUGGCUAUAGGAUUUUCUGAUGGUGUACUGGAACUUUGGAAGGUGUCUUCUGCUAAAUCAUUGGAGUCAGAGUCCAUACCCUGGGUUCUUGUGGGAAAAUUUGCUGCACACGAUGGCCCAGUUAAUGCAGUCUCAUUAUCGAGCUGUGGUAGUAAAAUUGCUACUGUUAACGUAGGUGGUAAAAACUGCGUGACCACCCUUCAUGUUUGGACUCCAAUAUGCUUGAUAGGUGGUGGAAGCUUUAUACUAGAAGAUGUUUUAUUAUUUAACGGGCCUGUGAUUGCCUUAAAAUGGUCAGUUAUAGGAAAUGGAAACCUCUUACUUGGUGUCUGUAUGCCAAAUGAAUUUUACAUAUAUUGUGAGAGAAGAUCUCAUAGUUUUUUCGUGGAAUCAGAUAAAUCAAAAGAGUUGCAUCCUUGGUGCUGCAUUUCAAUGUCACAUUCUUGCCAACCUUGUCAUGAAUUUCAGUGGGGACCUAUGUUAACUCCCGUACUUCUUCAUGAAAGGAAAAUUUCAAUUUUUAGUGAGUGGUUGUCUGAAGCAGAAUAUAAUCACAUUGGAGAAAGUUCUUCUAUUUAUACUGUUAGCACAGAUGAAAACUCACGUUGCGGUAUAUCCCUCAAAAAUAAUGUUCAUGGUGCUAAUGAAUUAAGCCAACUUGACAAUAAAGAAAAUGGAAUAGCUUUUAAUGUUGUGUCUUCAGGGAGCUUCUUGAAAAAAGAGAAAUGUGAUACCAGGAACAGGUUGCAUAGCUUAAUGGAUAUGGUAGAGAGACUUUGUAGACCUUUGGAUUCCUAUCACCCCUGGGCACUACUCCAAUAUCUAUACAGUGGAAACUGGAAACGUGCCUAUAUUGUUCUGAAACAUCUCGUUGAUUCACUCUCCCCUUUAGAUGCUUCUACAACUGUAAUUGAACGCUGCAGUUCAGAAAAGCCUUGUCAUAUUCCACAGAUAUCUUUGUCUAGUUAUCUUGAUGGAACGUCCCCAGAAGAGCCAGGCAGUAAUACUGUACAGUGGGGUGAAGGAAGUAAUUUUGUAUCAGCAACCUUUGAGAAAAAUGUUUUUCAGUUUGGGAAAGAUACUCUGAAGACGACAAUAUAUAAUGAUAUUCCAGUGAUCAACGGUUUGAAGUCUGAAAUUAUGGGGUUCAUUGACACUCUUGAGAAGUUUCCCACCUUAGCUGCUUUAACAAACAUGGAGAGAAUACACAUUUUAACAGUGCUUGAUAUUUUACUUGAGCUCAGCAAUACAAGCUACGCUUCUCUAUAUGAUAGCCUUGAUGAGCCUGGGCGAAGGUUUUGGGUUGCAGUGAGAUUUCAGCAUUUUCAAUUUCUUCGGAAGGUCGGAAGAGUGGCUGCCAGGGAAGAAUUUGCUAUUGAAUCAUGGUUGGUUGCAUGGGCAUGCCAAUCUGAUUGUCAGGAAAAUCUUUUAAAUUCUAUAUUGUCCACUGAACCAUCUUGGUUAGAAAUGCGCAAUUUGGGCCUGGGAUAUUGGCUUACAAAUGCAUCCCAACUACGGGCAAGAAUGGAGAAGCUGGCUAGACUGCAGUAUCUCAAACGGAAGAAUCCGAAGGACUGUGCACUUUUAUACUUAGCAUUGAAUAGGCUUCAUGUUUUGGCUGGUCUUUUCAGGAUCAGCAAAGAUGAGAAAGACAAAAUUUUAUUUGGAUUCCUCUCAAGAAACUUUCAGCAACUGAUAUCACGUAUCCUUCUUCCAAAUGCUAUUGAUAAAAAAGAUUACUGGUUAUCCAGCGUUUUUGAAUGGAGCUCAGGGAACUACUCUGAGUCUGUGAAAAGGUUAUUUGAGCCUUCAGUGCACUGUUCAAAUGGUGUGGCCGCUAGAAAAUGCUUUCAUGUUUCAUUUGCAGAUCCUCAUGUUGGUCGCUACUGUUUAAUUCUGGCUUCAAAACCUUGUUUAAAAAAUGCAAUUGGUGAUUAUCUUGCUUCAGUGCUGUCAAAAUUUUCUACAGUGAUGGAUAGUUAUUCCUUGAAAAGAUUUGGUCUCCCUCUGGAGGCAUUGGAGCGCCUUGCUUCUCAAACAAUGGAGGGAAAUUCUGAAGUGAACACCAAACAUAUUGAAGCUAUUUUUGAGGGACAGCUUUUCCCUUUUUCUAUUGCAACUGCUACUCAAGCCUGGUUACAAGAAGGUUUUGCAUACCAUUUAGAGUCUAAUUUUAGAUUAAGUCUCGCAAUGAUAUUCAUUUCAAAUUUAUUGCGGGAGCUGCCUUGCUGGGCAUACCGGAAUCCAGUAAUAUUUCUUGACUUGGUUAAGAAUGAUGAUUCUGAUAGUGAUCAAGAAAAACAUAAGACGGGGGAAUUCAGGCAGAAGUUGAAUGUGGUUAUUCUAACAUUUGAGCGGAGGUACUCACUUAAGCUGAUUGAUUUAGCUAACAUGGUACUACUCUUGGCAUGCAACAAUGGAUUAUUAUUUCUUGGGUACCAAUUGUUGGAGGGAUUUAUUUUUCGGGAAAAUGAUGUUGAUAAUCAGCAUAAAACUGGUCAUUCUACUCGAUGCACUAUUUUGUUUAAACUGAUUGUGAAGGCAAACAAGGAGCUAUUUUAUGCAUAUUCUCGAUAUGUUGUAUGUUGUCAUUUAUCUGAUUCUACGAUGAAGCUGCUUUCUGGCAGAGCCUCCUCUGCAGAAAUUUGUAGUGAAAGUUAUUUUCAGAGGAAUUUCUGUAUGCAGUGCUUAAUAUGCUCAUUGAGAAUUAUCAAACCCCUGGUGAAGUAUUAUGAUAAUUUACUACUUAGUGAAGGACUUGCUUUGAGCACCUAUUCAUUUCUUGAACUUGUAGAAUACAUGCUGUACUUCUCUCGCAAUUGGUUUAACAGAAAUAUUAGCGGGUUGAUUCAAAUGGUGUGCCAAAUUCAUAGUGCUUUUGUUAGUAAUCAUGAUUCUAUUGAAGUUCUGACAGGUGAACAGCUAAAGAUUCUGCAUCCUACGUCUGAUAAUAAUACCGGUGACGCAUUAAAUGAUGAUGAAGAGGUAUUGCAUGAAUUUAUCAACCAAAAAAACCAAGCUAAACUAAGAAACUCUUUGGCAUUUUCAAUCCCAGAAGAUGAAAGGUGGCAAUUGAUAGGAACCUCUUUGUGGAUACAUAAUAAUAGCUUUACUAAUCAAAAGUUGAGCAAAUUUCUUGCUACACAAAAGUUAGAAGCUGAAAAGUCUAUAGCAGAUCAUAAUCAGUUCCGUAUUGCUGUUGCUAAAUUAACAAUGGCAUCCAUAGCAUAUGUUUCCUCUUCAGUAACAAAACAGCUUGCCUCUUUUCUUAGAGAAAAAGCAUCGAAAGGCUUACCUGUUGCAACGUUUGCUUGGUUGGAGGAAUCUAAACAGCAUGAAUCCAGCUCCCUGCCACAUCAAAGUGAUCAAGGAAUUUGUAUCAGGCAACUGUCUGCCAGUGAGGAUAGGGAGGACCUCGCUAAAAAGUUGUGGGAAAUUUCUAUUAAUGCGAAGGAAAUUUAUCAGAAUUUGUUGAAUGAAAAAGUUUAUGGCUUUACCUAUAGUAGAGAGAAGCUUCAUUCUUCCUGGAAAGAUUUUCAAGAAGUUAACCUUUCUGAGCAUGUGAGUGAUGCUUCACAUUAUAAAUCUGAAGGCAAUAGUAGUGCCAGAAAUGCAGUCGGAUCACUCUUUGGUAAAAAAAAUUUGGACACUGAUACCUUUCUUGAAACAAGAAGAAGAGAUUCAGAUCCAAAAUUAGAGAAAGCUAAUUUUUGCAAUCCAACAGAAAUAGUAAAGAGAAGUGGGGAGCUUCUAGAGGCUAUUUGCUGCAAUUCCAUCUAUGAGCAACAACUUGCUGCCACUAGCAACCGAAAGGGGCUUUUCUUCUUCAACUGGAAAAUGGAACCAGCACGCAAAGAAAAAUCACUGCUCAUUUGGCCAGAGGCUGAUUGGCCAUUAGAUGGAUGGGCGGGUUCGGAAUCUAAACCAGGACCAACAUGCGUGUCUCCAGGUGUUGGACUUGGAAGCAAAAGUGGCACACACCUCGGGUUGGGUGGAGCAACUGUAGGUUUGGAUUCAAUGGCUAGACCUGUAAGGGACUUGACAGGUGGGGGGGCUUUUGGUAUUCCAGGCUAUGCUGGCAUAGGGGCUUCUGGUUUGGGUUGGGGUGAACAGAUAGAAUUUGAGAUUUUAGACCCUCCUGCUGUAGCUGAACAUGUUUGCUCACGAGCUUUAUCUAGUCAUCCUUCACGGCCAUUUCUUUUGGUUGGUUCAAUCAACACACUUAUUCACCUGUGGGAGUUUGGAAAGGACAGAGCACUGGCGACCUAUGGUGUUCUCCCUGCUGUUAAUGUUCCUCCAUCAGUUUCUGCUUUGGAAUUUGAUCAUGGUGGACAGAGAUUUGCUUCCGCUGCAUUGGAUGGCACAGUAUGCACAUGGCAACUUGAGGUUGGGGGGAGGAGCAAUGUUCAUCCAACGGAAUCAUCCUUCUGCUUUAAUAAUAAUGCAUCGGAUGUUGCAUAUGUGGCUGCUAGUGGGUCAAUACUAGCUGCAGCUGGAUGUAGCACAAAUGGUCACAAUGUAGUUCUGUGGGAUACAUUGGCUCCUCCAGGCACAUCUCAGGCAUCUCUUCUUUGCCAUGAAGGUGGUGCCCGUUCUCUUUCAGUCUUUGAUAAUGAUGUUGGGACCGGUUCUAUUUCACCCCUAAUAGUUACUGGUGGCAAAAAUGGUGAUGUUGGGCUGCAUGACUUUCGGUAUAUUGCAACUGGAAGGAGCAAGCGGCACCGACAACCUAGAGAUCAAGAUCUCAAAUCUGCCACAUUUGUGAACACUUCCAAUCAGGUUGAUAAUGCAAAUGGCAUGAUUUGGUACAUACCAAAGGCUCAUCUUGGAAGCAUUACAAGGAUCACAACCAUUCCUAAUACAAGCAUGUUCUUAACCGGAAGCAAAGAUGGAGAUGUGAAACUUUGGGAUGCCAAAAGAGCACAAUUGGUUUUUCACUGGCAAAGAAUUCAUGAUCGUCACACUUUUAUUCAACCUAACUCUAGAACCAUUGGUGGGGUUAUUAGGGCUGCAGUCACAGAUAUCCAGGUCUUUUCCUGUGGUUUUCUUACGUGCGGUGGGGAUGGUUCUGUGAAGCUAGUACAACUGAAGUGAGGGACAAGACUUGGGUCAGUUUCUUUACUCAUUUCUAAAGCAGUUUUGUAGUACAAAAAUUUUGAGUUUAAAAAAACUUUGAACUAGAAAGCUGCUCUGGAAAAUAAGAAGAAAGUUGUCCCAAACGAAACCUUAAAUUUCUCUCUAACCAAGUUGGAGAGCUUCUACGUCCUUGACUGAGUUUCUGCAGAAGACCAUUCAGCUCACUUUUUACUUGCAGAGCUAAAGAUUAUUGCUUGCAUCAUCCCAGUGCUGCUUAUCCAUCGAGGUUUUUCCCUGCCUGGAUUCCUAUGUUGCCCAUAUAUCCUAUAUAUAAAGCUGUUAAGAAUUUUCUUUUUCUGAUUCACAUUUGUUGGUCAAAAUAAUUGUAAUGCUCUUCCAUUAUCAUGCCAUAAAAACCUUACACUGUAUCUCGCUAGUGUUGUAUAAUGAAAGUUCCUUCCAUCAUAAAAUUUACCAGAAGUGCUCUUUAAUUUUUCA